CCUCGCUUGUGCUCACACACACAGCAGUGAUGGGAUAAGAUACGACGCAUGAACGUGCAGUGCAGUGCAGCAAGGCGUGUGUGUGAGUGUGAGUGUGUGAGGAGGAGGAUCGAGCGUGUGUGUGUGAGGACAGCCAGCCAAGUGCAUGUCAGUCUGAAGCAAAGAGUAUGAGCGAGCUGAAGGAGCUUCCACGGUUUCUUUUAGGUGGAUGUGUUUUUUGCAGCAGUGGAGCCUGAGAAGGAGACAGAAGAAUGUUUUCAAAAGUGGAGUCCUGAAAAUGUGGAAUCUUGUCCUAAAAUAAGAUGCAAAGAUCAGGGCCCGUAAAUGCAUAUUUUUCUAAAUUACAGUUCUGCAGUUGACAAGGACACGAUGACUUACAGCCCUCGAGGAAGUACUGCAGUAUUUUUGAGCAGUGUUUAAAAUGUGUCUGGAUUAGAUAUCCAAAGGAGAACUGCAAACACUGCCCUACAAGAAUGGACUGACAAUCUAUAAAAUGUCAAUAUAUAAAGAAUAUAAAGAGGAGAAAAAUCUGUAAAGAACACUAUUCAUAGUUCCUCCACAACCAGCAAGAACAACAACAGGAAGCCAAUGGGCCAGUAACAGCUCGUUCAUCACAGAUCAGAAAGUACAACAUUCCUGAUCUAGAGAUGAGUGUUUCUCAGCCCAGCGAGGGUCUCCCUGUCAGGGGCAAAAGUGGAUCCACCAUGAGGCUCCCACUUCACAGUGCAGGAGACCACAACGGGAAUGCUUUCCCAAUUUCCUCCUCCUCCUCCUCCGCCUCCUCCUCUUCCUCCUCCUGUCUGGGGGAGUCGUCUCCAGAGUCACUGCGGAGCCUGAGCAGCCUCAGUGGGGGCCGGACUGACAGCCCACUGGACUAUGACAUGUUUGAGGUCACCCUGAUGACGACAGUGAUGACCAAAACGGACAACGUGACAGAUGUUGUCAUUGCGAAAUGGGUACCAGAGGUGAAAAGUAUACCAGAUAACAAUGAUGACGUCUCAGUGGGAAAGAUACAAACAGCGGCAGAGCUAACGGAAUCCAACGACAACUCUGUGUCUGUCUACGUGGACGCCAUCAGCGGCGAGUACCGCCAAGACACCUGGAACGACAACCUGACGCUGGCCCUGACCCUGGCGACAAACAGCGAUGGCUGCGGCAAUACUCAUGACCGCAGCCGCAGAAGUGGUAAUGGGAGACGGCACGGCUCCUCAACCCCAGACUCAGACGCUACAGAAAUCCCUGCCGAUGAUGAUGAUGACGAUGACGAAGAGGAGGGUCUGUUUUUGUCCGUGAGCUCUGACAUGGGUGUGCGGAGAAGCAGCGUGACCCUCUUAAGCUCGGGCAGACGAUCCAGUGACAGCCUGGUGGACCCAGGUAGCUCUGCUGUGGCUCUGAGUGUAGCUGAUGAGAGGUCAGAGCUGGUGUUAGAAGGGCUGGAGGUUGCCUGUCCCCUCGGUGUACCUGUGGAAGACCAGACAGAGCCUCCAGCUUGUGAGGACCUUGGUGACACCCCCCUGAGAUCAUCAUCUUCUGCCAAUCCAAGUCAAGAUGCUAAGGAAGUCACACGUCCUCCACCUGAGAAAGUUGAAAUCAGUGCAGUGGGCCCCAAACUGAACGCCAGUCAGCCAGCCAGAGCAGCUAAAUCCAAAUCAACCACUUCAAUUACAACUGCUCCCAAGACAGCCGUCAAACCAUCCACUCUGGAGGCAAAGAGAGUUUCCAAACUGGAUCUAAAAAACGUCAAGGCUAAAGUUGGGUCCCGGUCCACACCAUCUCCAACUAAAACACCCAGCCAGCAGAACAGAUCCAUUCCAGCCAAUGGAAAAAGAGCUGUUUCUAGGAAGGAGGAAGCACAGACUGGGGAUGGAGGUAAAAAGCAACGAUCAUCUACAGGUCCAGUCAAAGUGGCUGUGGUGCUGAAACCCAUCAGAGGGAAGAGCAGUAACCUCACAAUCAACCACAAGACAGCAGCCGGUGACUGCGCUCAGCCAGAGAGGAAAAGUGCGGCCGUCAGUCGAACACUCUCCACUUCGACCAGCUCUCUAGGGUCUGAGGCGGUUGAGGAAGGAACCCUGGACUCUCCCAGGAAGGCUGUCCAGGAAGUGCCUGGUAAACUGGAAACAACUGAAGAUGUGAAGAAUUCACAUCCAAAUGAAGAUGCUCAUGAAGAGUCUGUGGAGGACCAGAGGGAGGGUACUGGGAAGGCUUUAAUGACGGAGGCAGCAGUGGAGAAACCAAGGAACCAUAGCAGGAAAGUCUCCUCCAAGCUGGGGCCCAAUUCCAGGCAGCAGGGGAGAGGCAUCAGAGCGGAUAAGGGGCCCACUGGACCGGCUCCACCUCCAGGGUCAGGGACUGGACCGCCAGGACAGGGGAGCCCCGGACCCAGGCAAACCCAGAAGGAUGGCUCCACGUUGGAGGACAGACAGGGCGCUGGUGGUGGAUCUCCAACGAGAGCGAGGCAGAGCCAAAGUCAGUGCCAGGGUAUCCCCAAACCUGCAACCACCACAGAGCGAGCCAUUUGCACUGCUGCCCCCGGGGUCCCCGUAACAUCCAGCUCCAAAACCCACAGCAAAUCAGCAGCCACAUUGGGUUGGUCGGCGACCACGUAAGCACCCGCGGCGUCAAAACUUCCCUGUUAAGGGAUUACCACAAGCCUCAGCCCUCAUCUUCUUGGGAAAAGCAAUGAGAACAAAUGGAAGCCACAAGCAAAGGUUAAGGCGGUGGGGUUGUCACCAACAGGGACCAAGCCAGAAGAGCGGCCCAGCAGAAGCACUCUUCCUUCAGGCAGCCAGAGCACAGCAAAGCCCCUUGUCUCCAGCAGUGCAACUACCACCACCACUAAUGCUGCCAGUGAGACAGCUACCAGUGCUACCAGUGGUGUCACUGCUGCUCCAAAGCCUCCUGCAAUGAGGAGCAGAGCUCUGUCGCUGCAGGCCAGGACCACUACUACAGGUCUGAAGACCCCGACAGUGAUCAACAACAACAUAGCCAAGACAGCUGCCACCAAUCAAACGGCAGCAAAGACUACUCCCACUGCCAGUCAGGGACUGACCAAGCAGGCGUCACAGUAUCCCUUGCAACGAAGCGGCUCGGCAAGGCUCAGUCGACUGCACAGCACAGUGGACAAAAACAAGCCCCGGGAGGCGCCGGGGAGACCCACAAGCACCAACAGCAACUCACAGGGAUCAGCGCCUGCAGGAGGAAACAACCAGAACCAGCAGCAGCCUCCACCGGACCUGGUACCGGACGUGGUGAAUGCAAAUGCACCAGUUCUCCCAGCACCUGCCACUGAUGCCACCACCACUGGGUCAGGCACCACUGGAGCCUCUGGUCUUGGGUUCAAAGCAAGAACGGGGUCACGAUCCAGCCCCAAAACAGCAUCCCACCUGCAAAAUGCACCCAAGCCUGGCGCAGCGGUGGCGGUUGUGGCAGACAGUACGGUCCCGACUAAACAGAACCAGAGCAAAGAGCAGGCAGAGAAGAAGAACCAGACCAUCAACCAGCUGAGGAAGCUGCUCUUCCAGGGGAAUAGGAGAGUGGAGGCUCUGGCUACAGUCAUCCAACACCUCUUCACUGAGACUUCAUUCAGGCUCAGCAGCUCCAUAGGCCAGACAACUGUUGUUGUUUUUCCUGUCGCAUCGCCCGCCAGUGGCUGCAAGGCAUCUGCAGAAGCGGAGAAAGGGGAGGUGCGUGGCGGUCAGCUUGGAAGAAGCCUUGAAGAGGCCUGGGAGGAGCAGCACAAGACGACCUGGUGGCCAGCUGGGAGACAGGGUGGGUGGCAUUACACCCUGCUGUGUGGCUCAGCACUCAGAUUGAGGAGUUUUUACCAAACCGAGUGGGAUAAAGUCCACCAGACGUACCAGGAGGAGGCUGACAAAUGCCGCAUGUUGAUGGAGCAGCAGGUGGAGGAGCUGAGGAGUCGACAGGAAGCAGAGAGGAAGAACCAGGAAGAGAGUCACAGCCAGAAGAUGAAGUCUCUCAAACUGCAGUAUGAGACCUCCAUACAAGAGCUGAAGAGGAUCCAGCAGACAGACCUGGAGUACCUGGAGAAAACACUGAAGGAGACUGAAACAGCUCUCUCUGAGAAAGUAUCUGAGCUGUCAGUAGAGAAGGAGGCUCUGAAUGAGAAGCUAAAAGCAGAGGAGGAGAGGAGGAAGCGCAUACUCAGUGACAAGAAUCUGAAGGACUCCCACACAGUGUACCUGGAGCAGGAGCUGGAGAGUCUUAAGGUGGUGCUGGAGAUCAAGAACAACCAGCUGCACCAGAAGGAGAAGAAGUUAAUGGAGAUGGACAAACUGGUGGGCAUUAAUCUGUCUCUGACCUCACAUACUAUCAUCUUGGAGAAGUGUCUGAACAAGGUCCAACAGGAGAAUGAGGACUACAGGGCCAGGAUGGACAAACACGCAGCUCUCUCGAAGCAGCUGUCCAGCGAACAGGCCAAACUCCAGCAGACGCUGCAGAAAGAGUCCAAGGUCAACAAACGUCUGUCCAUGGAGAACGAGGAACUGCUGUGGAAGCUGCACAACGGCGACCUGCUGGCGAGCCCCCGCCGCCUCUCGCCCACCUCGCCCUUCAGCUCACCCCGGAACUCUGCCUCCUUCCCCACAGCUGCCCCCUUAUCGCCCAGAUAACCCCUCCUCUCCUCUGACCUCCCGACUCUCCUCACAAAGAUGUUCCAAAUACAGAGAAAGACUUAAGUGACAGCAGGCGUUGUUGGAAUAUUAACAACAAACGUGUACAUUUGGAAUAAGUUGCAGUAAAGACGCUGAUUUCGAGAGCAAAGACAUUGCAGUGGCAUCGAUGCACUUAAGUCUGAGCGUGGGACUGGCCUUGCUGUCUGGUUCUCCAAGAGACAUUUCUUCUUUUUCUGAAGAAAACCUAAAUAACAGGCACACCUCAGGGUCUGUACAUAGCGCCUCACUUUCGUUAUGACUAUCCUUACCUUUUUUUUCCUUUUAUGUUGUACAGUUUAAGUCCAGUAUUUUCUUUUAUACCCCUCUUUUUAAAGGGGAAGAUGAGAGAAAACCUUGGAUUUGUGGCAUAUAUGUGGAAAUGGACUCAAACUGGUUUGGGUUUGGUAAAUCAUAAAAUGACGGGUACUACUCGGUGGAAUAGCAUGGAUCGUUUUGCCUUUUCCCUUCUUUUAAAGAGGACGUCUUUUUCCCCCAAAGAACGAAGCUCAAUCACUGAUCUGCUUUGGACCUCUGGAAGAAACGCAUGAUGUCCUUCUGUGGGCAAACGACUGAUAGAACCUCUGAUCCAAUGGAUACCUGUUCCUCCGUGUGAGCUCCUCACAACCUCUACCUUAAUCUAUGUGGAAUGUAAUCACCCUCGGAUGUUAACUCUGAGCAGUUAACAUCAUCAGACACACAUCAUCUCAGAGCCAAAUAUGCAGUUUAUUUAACAGGGAUGGUGUUGGCCAGGACAGUGUGUAACCCCCCCCCCCACUUUACUUUUCCCCUUAAAUCUCUCAUUACCGAAGAGAAGAUACGACUCCCCACACAUCCUCUAAAAUCACCUCGUGCCCAAACAGGAACAAGGCAGAAAGCAAAGCUGAACCAGCGACUGAGGGUUCAUAUCCGUCUUUGCUGUGGGUCACACAUACACAGAGAAAACUCCCAGACUCUCCUUAACUGCCAGACUCUGGCCUCUCUGUAACGGAAUCCAAAAACAGUAUCACUUUGUGUGUCUGGUGUUUUGUCCUGAAAAACCUCAAAUGUCCGCAUAUUGCCUAAGUCUACCAUGUUCUGCUUUAUUUUGGACACAGAAUAAAUACAAUAUG
Messenger RNA from Morone saxatilis (striped sea-bass), 5782 nucleotides. RefSeq names its product microtubule-associated tumor suppressor 1 homolog. NCBI's taxonomy places the organism in Eukaryota, Metazoa, Chordata, Actinopteri, Moronidae. The record is from RefSeq and is a predicted model, not a curated record. Gene Ontology annotation, molecular function: microtubule binding. Gene Ontology annotation, cellular component: nucleus; cytoplasm.